CUUCCAUCGUAUUUUCCCACCCUUUCUUUCUUCUUCCCCUUCCUCACACAUCUUCGGCAGCUAUUCCACUUUUCAGUUUUCACCUCUUAUAUUCCAACGGCAACCCCCUCCGCCGGGCCGUACCUGUAACUGUCGGCGACUCCACAUUCGGUUUUUUGCAACCCUCCAUUUUCUUGUAUUUCAGUCACAUUGAACAAGGAGUUUUGAUAUUUGAUUCGGAGGUAUCUGAUGGAGGCUACAGAUUGGGAAAGCUCAUCAGGAGGAGCUAGUGGUGAUGACGACAAUUACGAGCAAGACAUAAAAGAUGAAGAAGAACGUCUCUUCGCAUCUGGAUACUUGCGCAAGCUGCAGUUUAGGAAGCAUGCUUCAACUGUUCGAUGGAAUGAUCGAAUGGGAAUGGCAGAAGUUGUAGAGAACAAGAGCAGAUAGACGGCUUUGAUAGACGGAUGAUUCUACCAAUCCGGCUUUGAUAGACGGGUUAAAAUCUCCUGCCAAGCACCAUCAAGAACCAAAUAAGCCAAAGACCCAACUCUUCCUUAAACUUCUUCCCUGUUCAUUUGCAAGGCCAUUCACUCCCAAUGAUCUGUAUUCCUCAAUCUGUCCAAAGAAAAGCAAGAAAAUUGAUACAGAGUAGAUUCCUUUAACAAUCUGUCAAGAGGUUUAGCAACUCUAACAUCCCAUCAUCAAAAUGAUUCCCUCAGUAGCCCCCAGAAACCCAAACAUACCCACUCCAUUUUCCUUCUUCCUCCAAUGACUCUUCAUCAGCUGCUUAGAACAAUUCCCCUGCUUUGGUUCCACCAAAAUAACAAAGCUAGAAUUCUCUUGUGUAAUAACUCCUUAACCAAUCUCCUUAUAUUUCUUUUCCUAAAACUUCUAACAUUCCAUACUACCUCGACCAUUUAUACCAAAGCCUUCGACGCCCUCCCUACGACUAAUUAUAUCUAAGGUUUCAACACUCAAUAUUGAUAUACUAAGCCACAACCAUUUAUACGUUGAUACUUACUCGUCUUAUCAACCCUAAACCAAUUAUCGGCUCCAAUAUUCACUUACCUUAACAUUAUACCAUCCUUCGACCAUUGGACUCGAGGUUAUGAUACUUCUGUUUAUCACAAACUCAAGGUCCAUUGCAGUCUGUCCUUUGACCGUUUUCACUAUUCACUCAAAGUAACUCUUUUCUAAAUUAUAUUUUCUAAAUCAUCCUAAACGGAUUUGAGUUUCUUUUGAAUUAGAAAGAUAAGCGACCUAAAAUGAGAUAUUUCCAAACCUAGGGAGAUUUAUUUUAAAAUCUUGUUUUCCAAAUUUUUUUUAAUUUAUCUACCCUGACGAACUUAAUUUGGGAUUCUAAUUUUUCCAAUUAGAACCAUAGACAAAUAAAAUUUGUUGGCCUUUGGUCUGUCUGUUAGGUAUGGCCUUAGGUCUCCAUCCCAUAUCUAACAGUACGAAACUACUAAUCCAUUUUGGUAAUCCCUCAAUUAAUAGUGCUAGACUUUUAGUCACAAACUUAAAUAAAACUUUCGAAUUUUCUUUUGCAGCCUAACUUUGUGGCGAAAUCACAUGGUUCCACUUUGCAAACAGAUAAUAAUAAUUAUUAUUAUUGUAAACUUUGUUUAUUCUGGUGCGAUUGAGUUGUGCUGUAUAAAUAUGAUACAUUACCACUCUUUUUGUUGCUCCACUCUCUCUCUUUCAAUAUCCCCACCGGCACCGCGUCCCUCCCCCCCUCUCUCUCCGCCGUGAAAAAAUGAGACAACGCCGGCACCUUGAGCUGAGUAGUCUGAGCAGAUCUACCAGCUCCGCAGACACAGCCAUUGUUCUCAAGCCUUGUUCAACCACCUCUUCUCACAGCCCCUCCUCCCUCCUCCACUCCCUCUUCCGUUUCUUCCUCCACCGCCGCAAUGCCCUCUCUCUCAUCACUCUCCGCCGUAAGCUCACCGGCACCCUCUUUGGCCACCGCCAUGGCCAUGUCACCUUCUCCCUACAGCUUGACCCUCGUACCGAACCCCUCACAUUACUCCAUCUCCACAUCUCCACCACUGCUCUUCUUAAAGAGAUGUCCUCUGGCGUCCUCCGCAUUGCCCUCCACUCCCACAAACUCCCUGGCCGAGCUCGACCCACGAAGCUCCUCCAACACCCCUCCUGGACCAUGUACUGCAACGGAACGGAAUCUGGUCUUGCCCUCUCUCGCACUUGUGAGGCAUAUGACCGACAUGUCCUGAACACCAUUCGAAGCGUGUCUGUUGGAGCUGGGGUCAUUCCAGUGCUCCAUGAUGGAACAAAAGCUGCCGGCGGGUGCUCGGAACUGGGUGCAUUGGUGUAUAUGAGAGCCGAGUUUGAACGAGUUGUUGGAAGUGCAGACUCGGAAGCUUUGUUUAUGAUUAACCCCGAUGGGAAUGCCGCCUCGGAACUCACUAUCUUUUUGCUUAGAAUAUGAACCCAAAAUUUUCUGGUAAUUUAGUUUUUUUGAGAGUUAGGUAGAAAAGUGUAUCCCAAGUUAUAACCAUUUUCAUGCAUGCAAAAGGUGAAAACUUUCUAAUAAAAACAAUGAAAUAAAAUUGACCACUUUUAUUA
This is a messenger RNA of Cucumis sativus (cucumber), 2565 nucleotides long. Its product is annotated as protein MIZU-KUSSEI 1. The transcript is spliced from 3 exons. Bases 1739 to 2428 code for a protein of 229 amino acids. The record is from RefSeq and is a predicted model, not a curated record. Lineage: Eukaryota; Viridiplantae; Streptophyta; Magnoliopsida; Cucurbitales; Cucurbitaceae. Gene Ontology annotation, biological process: hydrotropism.